Cyprinodon tularosa is the source of this 2740-nucleotide messenger RNA. RefSeq names its product C-terminal-binding protein 2. The record is from RefSeq and is a predicted model, not a curated record. Gene Ontology annotation, molecular function: NAD binding; oxidoreductase activity, acting on the CH-OH group of donors, NAD or NADP as acceptor; transcription corepressor activity. The transcript is spliced from 9 exons. NCBI's taxonomy places the organism in Eukaryota, Metazoa, Chordata, Actinopteri, Cyprinodontiformes, Cyprinodontidae. The coding region runs from base 90 to 1391 and encodes 433 amino acids.
UUUGAAAAUCAACCCCCCUCCCCCCAAUCAACUUUCUUCUUCUUUUUUUUUUUUUUUUUUUGCAAUGCUCCGGCUUUGAGCUUUAAAGAAUGUGGAGGCAACAUUUUCCAGGUAUUCGGCCCCAGAUCAUGAAUGGGCCAAUGCACCCGCGCCCGUUGGUGGCGCUGCUGGACGGGCGCGACUGCACCGUGGAGAUGCCCAUUCUCAAAGACUUAGCAACCGUUGCCUUCUGUGAUGCCCAGUCAACACAGGAGAUCCAUGAGAAGGUCUUAAAUGAGGCAGUGGGGGCCAUGAUGUACCACACCAUCACCUUAACCAGAGAGGACCUGGAGAAGUUCAAAGCCCUGCGCAUCAUCAUCCGCAUUGGCAGCGGAUAUGACAACAUUGACAUAAAAGCGGCGGGAGAACUAGGUAUUGCUGUGUGCAACAUUCCCUCUGCAGCGGUGGAGGAGACGGCCGACUCCACCAUUUGCCACAUCCUGAACCUGUACAGGCGAAACACAUGGCUCUACCAGGCUCUCCGGGAGGGCACGAGGGUCCAGAGCGUGGAGCAGAUCCGAGAGGUGGCCUCUGGUGCAGCCCGCAUCCGUGGCGAAACCCUCGGCCUCAUCGGAUUUGGUCGUUCAGGUCAGGCGGUGGCGGUGCGAGCCAAGGUUUUCGGCUUCAACGUCAUCUUCUACGACCCCUACCUGCAGGAUGGACUGGAGCGCUCGUUGGGCGUGCAGCGUGUCUACACCCUGCAGGACCUCCUCUACCAGAGCGACUGCGUCUCCUUGCACUGCAACCUGAAUGAGCACAACCACCACCUCAUCAACGACUUCACCAUCAAACAGAUGCGUCAGGGCGCUUUCCUGGUUAACACCGCUCGGGGGGGCCUGGUGGACGAGAAAGCUCUGGCCCAGGCGCUGAAGGAGGGCAGGAUACGGGGAGCCGCUCUGGAUGUCCAUGAAACUGAGCCCUUCACCUUUGCACAGGGCCCACUGAAAGACGCCCCAAACCUGAUCUGCACGCCUCACACAGCCUGGUACAGCGAGCAGUCGUCCCUGGAGAUGAGGGAGGCGGCUGCCACCGAGAUCCGAAGAGCCAUCACAGGACGAAUUCCUGACAGUCUACGAAACUGUGUCAACAAGGAGUUCUUUGUCACCACGGCCCCCUGGGGAGUUAUGGAGCAACCUGGCGUCCACCCUGAGCUCAACGGCGCUGCCUACAGAUACCCGCCGGGUGUUGUCGGAGUGGCUCCAGGCGGUCUCCCGGGGGCGUUAGAGGGCAUGGUGCCCGGUGGGGUCCCCAUCGCCCACACUCUGCCCUCUGGUACACACCCUUCCCAGGCCCCGUCACCCAACCAGCCCUCCAAACACGGCGAGACUAGAGAGCACCUCACCGAGCAAUAGCAACAGAAGGGAUCCAAGCAAACGAACAUCUCAUCGGACCGGCGCUCAGAAAACCAACCGAUCAUAAAGCAAAACUGACCAACCUGGGGACCAAGAGACAGUGAAAAACACCACAAAGCGGCUGCCUGUCGAACCAGCCUGGAAACGGGAACUAAGGAAGUGUUACGGAGAAUUUGUACUUUUUAAAAGUUUCGGUUUUUAACUCUGUCUCUUUGAGUUCUGUACCGAAUUUGCUCUUUGACGAUGUUUUUGGGGUUUUGUUUUUCUCCUCCACUAUGGGACAUGCUUAUGAUUGUGGACACAGAGUCCAGCUCCAGGAUUACCAGAUGAGACUCUGUCCAGCCCAACCUAGACACAUCAGAGCUCAUGGGAAAUGUAGGCCCCACUUCUCAGAAACACCAAGGGGAAGAGCAGAAAACAUACCAUCCUGUGCUACUGGACCUCAUUCACCCCCCUCCUGAUCUCCCAACACCUUUCCAAGCUCUCCUUCAUGUACGACGUGUGUGUCGUUUAGAUCCCUCUCAUUUAGGCUUCAGAAAAUAAUUUUGUUUUUCUAUUGUUUAGUGUGAAUGAAUAAGAAUUUAUUAUCAACAUAUAUCUAUUUAUCAUUCUUGGAAAAAAAAAAAAAAACACAUGGGAUUUCUCAUCAGUUCCAAUAAUCUAGAGUGAUUUUAAUUCCUUUCCUGGCACCAAAUUGCAGCUGAAAUACCAUCAUCACCACUAGAGGUCGCUUUUAUACAACAAUUUGGCUUUUAAAGAGGGGACCAUCAGUGAUCCAUCAGGUUCCUUUCAGCUCCAAAUAUACUGUCUGCUGACAGGAAAGGGUUAAAGCACACUUCAGUUCUUAAUAACUCAGGAAAAAAAAAACACCUUUUACAGAUUUUCUUCCCAUGAAUUUAUCACUUGGGGGGGAGAAGACUAAUCAGUUGAGUCUGAAUCUGUCCUCUUCUCCAUCAUGCUCUUCAUUGUGGUAUUUUUCUAUACAAGGUGCAUCAUAUGUUUUUGGUGUUAAAGAGUUUUGAGGAGUCCUGUUAGAUUUGUAUUGCCUAGUUAAAUGUUCCUAUAACCAUAGUCUGACGUGAUCCAUCCCCUCUCUUCCUCUCGCUCUCCUCCCUCCUUACGGUUUCUUCGCUUCGUUCUAUUCAAGGCCAGGUUCUUUGGGGGAGGGAGGGGUCGUCCUGUACUCUGUAUGAGCAAUAGCUGAAACUCCUUAGUGUCCCGACAAUAGCGGAAGAGGCAGCCAGCAGUAUGUUUUCUUUUUGUUUUUAGUGUGAGUAUUUGUAUUUGUUUCUUGUACAAGGUGAACAUUUAGCAUUCAGUACAGUUCAAAUAAAGAGAUGAUUCAGAGA